AUGAUCAACAACAACAACAAGACAUUCAUCACUCUGAACAAUGGUACCACAAUGCCAUUGCUUGGACUCGGAACAUGGCUUACCAAACCUGGAGAAGCUGAACACGCCAUCCGAACUGCUCUAGAGAAUGGCUAUAGACACAUUGAUGCUGCAGCCAUUUAUAGAAAUGAGAAGGAAAUUGGUAACACUUUGGAUGCACUCAUCAACCAAGAACAUAAAUUCAAGAGAGAAGACAUUUACGUUACAUCCAAAUUGUGGAAUACUUUCCAUGCAAAAGAACAUGUUCGAAAGGCUUGUCUUCAAACACUCAAGGAUUUAAAAUUGGAUUAUCUUGAUAUGUAUUUGAUUCAUUGGCCAUUACCAUUUGCCUAUGUUGGAGAUGACAUUCAAAAAGAUGAAAAUUGUUUUCCAAAAGAUGAAAAUGGAAAAAUUAGAAUAGCUUCUGUUCCUUUGAGAGAGACAUGGGAAGAAAUGGAAAAACUUGUUCAAGAUGGAUUGGUGAAGUCCAUUGGUGUUUCCAACUUUGAUCUUGGACUUAUUUAUGACCUUUUGACUUAUGCAAAGAUCAAACCAGCAUGUAAUCAAGUCGAAUGUCAUCCUUUCCUUGCACAAAAUAAUUUAAUCAAAGGACAAAAGGACAUUGCAUUGGUGGCUUAUAGUCCUCUCGGUCACAUGUAUGAAGGUUCUCCUGCUCACCAUUCCAAAAUUAAGGAAAUUGCUGAAAAGCACAACAAAACUCCUGCACAAAUUUUACUCAGAUGGAAUAUUCAAAGAGGAUGUGUGGUCAUUCCAAAAUCCACCAAUGAGCAAAGAAUUAUUGAAAAUGGAAAAGUAUUUGAUUUUGAACUUGAUUCUGAAGAAAUGGAAGCAAUUAAUGAUUUGCAAAAGGAAAAGACUGUCAGAACUUGUGAUCCUGUUACAUUUUGGGAUCUCCCUCUUUGGUAA
Messenger RNA from Naegleria fowleri, 945 nucleotides. RefSeq lists its product as uncharacterized. Gene Ontology annotation, cellular component: cytosol. The record is from RefSeq and is a predicted model, not a curated record. Bases 1 to 945 code for a protein of 314 amino acids. NCBI's taxonomy places the organism in Eukaryota, Heterolobosea, Eutetramitea, Acrasida, Naegleriidae. The transcript has 4 exons. Gene Ontology annotation, molecular function: aldose reductase (NADPH) activity.